AUGGCGCUUCCGAUCUUUUGCGCUCUAAUUUCGCUUUUCGCUACACUCACUUGCGCGUUUACCGACGACCGUCAAGCGGGACUCCAACAUGCACCCGAUAAGGAGACGAGGAUAGCCAUCAUCGGUGCAGGACUCAGCGGCGCUGGCACAGCGUACUAUCUACGCGAGAAUGCUCCUCCGGGUCAACCACUCUCGAUCACGAUCUUCGAAUCUAGCGAACGUAUCGGCGGACGAGUGGCUUCAUUCGUGGUACCGGAUACCCAGAACCGGACCAUUCUCGAAACUGGCGCUGCCAGUUUCUUUACGGACGAUACAUGCAUCACGCAAAGCGUUGAGAAGCUGGGUCUGACUCUCCUAGACAAGAAAGGUUGCUGGUCGCUUCUGGGAUGUCUCUACAACCCAUUUAGAAGAACAGGCAUUUGGAACGGCAAGGAAAUUAUCGGCAAGCCAUUGCUUGCUUUGAGACUGAGCGAAUGGUUAGACGAGCACGGUCUGCUCUGGAUUGUGAAACCAGUCGUAUGGUCCAACAACAUGUCCGUAUGGGAUACCUUGCGUCUCCUCCAUUGGAACGAUCUGAAGUUAGACCCUGGGCUGCAGGCCUCGUGCGACUUCACGUCUCCAUCGAUUUGGAGACGUAUCCACAUGCGUUACGAGUACGGCAGCUCGCCUGCACUCUUCCAGCGAGCGGUUCACACCACGAAAGGGAAAUUCCAGCAUUUUGGACGUAAGGACCGUUUCAGCAGAGUUGAUGAGGAGCUUAGAAGGGUGGGUCUGAAUGACGGCAUCGCGAGACUCUCCGCUGCGGACUAUCUUACAGGCCUUGGUAUCAGCAGGCUAUUCCAGUCCGAGGUCAUCGAGCCAUGUGUUAGUGCUAUCGAUGCGAUGAUGGCUUGUAGAGAGUCAAAAGAAGCAUCUUUAGUCGGCGGUAACAUCCGGCUCGUAGGCGCAAUGAUGAACGCCUCGCUAGGGGACUUGCAACUGCGAAGCGAGGUGGUUGGAAUUGAACAUGGCCAAGAUCGACGAUACAAACUCUCAAUCGCGGAUGCAUCAGAUCUAACAUUACAUGGAAACGACGAGUUCGAUGUAGUCGUGCUGGCGGGUCUGAUUCAUGAGAGUCCACUACUUGACAGCCUCCAAAAGCUAGGCUCGCUGCCGAAGAACCUCUUAUCACCACCAAGUUAUACCACAGCGCACGUUACCUACUUUGCUACGGAGCAUGCCUUCAAACCGGAAUAUCUCAACUUAUCCGCUGACUUCGACAUCCCAGGCCGCCUUCUAACAACAUCUGCGGAGUCCAGCCUGAUCUCGCUAUCUAUGUGGGACGAUAUGGGCUUUUACUGGGAAGACCGACUUCGGCGCAAGGAGCCUUGGGUUGAACGACCUGAUCAUUACGACAGCGAUGAAUGCGGGAACCGUAAGUUUGAAUACGAAAACCUGUACCGUGUAGUGUCUCUAGAGUAUAUCUCAGAAGGCGAACUUGCUGCAAUGAUUGGAAAGUACUGGGAGGAGGGACAGAAUGCGACGGACAUCGGGUUCAGCUGGGUUCAUCGACAAGAAUGGAGCAAAGCGUUUCCGAAAUUUGAUGACGGCAGGGGUGUAACGGGAGACAUUCAGGUAGCGGAGGAUGUCUUCUGGCUUGGUGGUGGGAAUGAAGUUACGUCGUCACUUGAGAUGAGUUGUAAAAUGGGAAGGAAUGUUGUGGCCCUGAUACGAGACCGGGCGACUACAACAAGUGCUAGACAUGGCGAACUGUAG
Alternaria viburni is the source of this 1755-nucleotide messenger RNA. RefSeq lists its product as uncharacterized. NCBI's taxonomy places the organism in Eukaryota, Fungi, Ascomycota, Dothideomycetes, Pleosporales, Pleosporaceae. Gene Ontology annotation, biological process: prenylated protein catabolic process; prenylcysteine catabolic process. Bases 1 to 1755 code for a protein of 584 amino acids. The transcript is spliced from 2 exons. The record is from RefSeq and is a predicted model, not a curated record. Gene Ontology annotation, molecular function: prenylcysteine oxidase activity.